AUGUCCACCACCGCCCCCCCAGCCUCCGCCCUCCCCCAAGCUCCCUGGAAAUCCCUCUUCAACCAGCACCUCUCCUCCAUGAAGCCGCCCCAAUUCGUCCUCAGCACGCUCUCCACCGCGCCCGCAGGAUCCUCCACGCCCUACGUACCCCGCGCCCGGUACUGCAUCUUCCGCGGCUUCUUCACCGAGCUGCCGGACAACGAACACAACCCCGCCGAGCGCAACCCGCGGGCCUACGAAAGCGACCUCCCGACCUUCACGACGGACGCGCGGAUGGAGAAGGUCGCGCAGAUCUUCGGCACGGGGCCGGGCCAUGCGGAGAGCGAGGAGCAGAUGAGGGGGAGUGGUGGGGGCGGGCCCGUCGAGGCGGUUUGGUGGUGCGAGGAGAAGGGGACGCAGUGGAGGGUUAGGGGGAGGGCGUUCGUCGUUGCGGAGGAUGUGGAGGGCGAGGGGGAGGAGAGCAGUGGGGUGAGGACCGUGAAGAGUGAGGUUGGGAAGAGGAUGAGGGUUGUGGAUGAGGAGGGGGUGGAGGGGUGGAGUUGGGGGAGAGAGCUCACGGCCAACUUUGGGAAUCAGUCGCCGGGGAUUAAAGGAUCCUUCAAAGGCCCUCCCCCAGGCCAUCCCGUGACCUCCUCCUACGACACCCAGAACCUCUCCCUAGGCGCCAAAGUCACCGAUCUCCACGACACAACUGCCCGGAAGAACUUCCGGCUUGUCGUCAUCGUCCCUGAUGUCGUCGAGCAGACCGACAUCAGCGAUCCCGCAACGGCCCGUCGCUUUCGAUACACGUUUGACGAGAGCACACGGGCGAAUGCUGGGUGGAGGACCGAGGAGCUGUGGCCUUGA
Messenger RNA from Aaosphaeria arxii CBS 175.79, 846 nucleotides. RefSeq lists its product as uncharacterized. The transcript is spliced from 2 exons. The record is from RefSeq and is a predicted model, not a curated record. The coding region runs from base 1 to 846 and encodes 281 amino acids. Lineage: Eukaryota; Fungi; Ascomycota; Dothideomycetes; Pleosporales. Gene Ontology annotation, molecular function: FMN binding.